Messenger RNA from Cydia fagiglandana, 1926 nucleotides. Its product is annotated as zinc finger protein OZF-like. Bases 79 to 1506 code for a protein of 475 amino acids. The transcript has 2 exons. Gene Ontology annotation, molecular function: RNA polymerase II cis-regulatory region sequence-specific DNA binding; DNA-binding transcription repressor activity, RNA polymerase II-specific. Gene Ontology annotation, biological process: regulation of transcription by RNA polymerase II. The record is from RefSeq and is a predicted model, not a curated record. Gene Ontology annotation, cellular component: nucleoplasm. Lineage: Eukaryota; Metazoa; Arthropoda; Insecta; Lepidoptera; Tortricidae.
GAUGAAUCUGCUGUCAAAUUGGAAAACACUAGUGAUGUUAUCACAAACGAUGUAGCAACAUUGUUGUCAUUGGAUAGUAUGGAUGAUACUUUCAUAUCGACUGCUGAUACAACGUCUCACGAUUUUAAGACGCGGAAGAAACCCUGCGACAGCAAGAACAGCCUUAGAGGUCACCGGCGCAACCACGUCACUGAGAAGACCAAGGACCUCGAUCACACCUCUCGAGUCAAGAAAACACACAUAUGUGACACUUGCCACAAACGUUUUAAGUUAAAAUGUAAUCUAAUUAAACAUAUACGUACUCACUCCGAGGAAGGAAAUCUCUCUUGUAACAUGUGUAAGAAACAAUUUACACAACAAUCUUACCUGGAUAGACAUGUCUUACUACAUACCGGAAACAAACGACAUUCAUGUCAAUAUUGCCAAAAAGAAUUCACACAUAAAUUUCAUUUAAACGCCCAUUUAAAAUGUCACACCAAGGACAAGAGAUUUUCCUGUGAAACAUGCAACAAAACAUUUACAAAACAAUAUAACUUAAAUAUUCAUAACCGCGUACACACGAGAGAUAAACCCUAUAAAUGUGAAGUGUGCAAAAAAGGGUUUAAAUAUGAAUGUACUUUAAAAGCGCAUUUUAAAUGUCAUACCGGAGGAUAUCAGUUCUCUUGUGAUAUUUGUCAAAGACAGUUUUCACAGAAAUCGAAUCUGCUCAAACAUAAAUUAAUCCAUACUGGAGAAAAGUCUCACUCCUGUGAAGUAUGCAAAAAACAGUUUGCAUUAAAGGGCACAUUAAAUAAACAUAUGUUAAUUCAUACAGGUAAUUAUCGGUUUACUUGCGAAAUUUGUAAAAGAAAAUUUUCAGAACAGUUUACUUUGAACAUACACAAACGUGUGCACACAGGUGAAAAGCCUUACUCUUGUGAGGUAUGUAAAAAACAGUUCACUUUAAAAGGUACUUUGAAUAAACAUAUUCUUACGCACACGGGAAAUAAACUAUUCUGUUGUGAUAUUUGUGGAAAACAGUUUAUACGUGAGACUCAAUUAACUGUGCACAUUAAUGGUCAUAAGGGGGUAAAGCCAUUUUUCUGUGAGACAUGUAACAAGCGAUUUACUCAAAAAAGUAGUUUAAGAGCCCAUAAUUUAAUACAUACAGGAGAAAAAUCCUACUCCUGCGAAAUAUGUCUUAAGCCGUUCCGAACAAAAACUAAUUUGAAAGGCCACAUGCUGACACACGAUAGGCUUAAAUUGCAUUCAUGUGAAGCAUGUAAUAAGCAAUUUACACAUAAGUCAGCUUUAAUUGUUCAUAGCCGAAUCCACACUGGAGAGAAACCGCACUCGUGCGACGUAUGCAAUAAAGAAUUUACGGUACUAUCUACCUUGAAAUUCCAUUAUCGUACUCACACUGGUGAGAAGCCACAUACUUGCGAAAUUUGCCAUAAGAAAUUCGCACAUCCUUCAAGUUUUAGAAAACAUAAACGUAUACAUAAAGAGAAAUGCUACCCUUGGUGAAAGUAAGGGUAAAUGUUCUUAUUAUUUAUUAAAUAAUUAUCAGUUCCAUAUUCAGGUUAGGUUAGGUCAAAUUUAAAUGCUAUGGGCCAGGCAUCCUUUCAGCAAGUACGCUUCAAUAGCAUUAAUCGUCAAUACCUAAUUUUACUUAAAAAUGUCAUUAUGUGGAUAACUUAUGAUGCCAAGUUGUUUUCAAUUACAAAUCUUUGUUUCUUUUUACUGUACUAUACCCUAUUUUAGUAGUAAAUAUACUUACUCGCAUUUGUUUGUUUGUUAAUAUGUUGUACAGUCAGCAGCAGAUAUACCUGAGCGGGCAAGGUAUCCAAGAAAACAUAUACACUUCAAUCGUCACAAAAAUAAGGACAUCUAAGAUGUCAUUUUCACGUAGGCUUUCAGUUCGUCACAAAUACCUUAACUUCUGAG